Molecule: messenger RNA, 828 nt
Organism: Nematocida minor
Lineage: Eukaryota; Fungi; Microsporidia
Exons: 1
Coding region: 1-828 (275 amino acids)
Source: RefSeq, a predicted model, not a curated record
AUGCACGGGAAGUCAGCGGAGCCGCAUACUCCAAUAAAGAACAACCCAAACACAAAAACGCUUAAGAGCACCCAGGGAACAAAGCCAACAGAGGGGUUUAUUCUAACAAACACCGCGCUCAAUACGUAUGUAUAUGAAUAUCUAAAGCCUCUGUCCGAGGAGACGUAUGGCUUGCUGGAAGAAAGAAACAAGAAGCCGUUCUCAGAAGAAAUAAAAAACAAAAAGCUGGAAAGCACAAAAAAAAACAAAAACAUCCUAAACAGUCUCAUAGGAUCGCUCGUUGACACAGUGGAUGUAGAAACACUGGAGAUAACAGAAGAGGAAAAAAGAAGCCGAAGAAUAACGAAUAAGUCAGACCCGCCUGCAGACAUCAAUGAGGCUCUUUCAGCGAUCCUAGGCAGCUUGGCCGAAGAGACAGAGAUAGAAAGCAUAGAGAAAAGCACGGACUAUUUUGAAAUACUAAAAAAAGUAGAGAAAAUAAACGCAAACAACCGGAAAAAGAUAAUAGAAAACAGAAGCACGCACAUAAGCUAUUUGUUCUACCAUUCUCUCCUUGAGAAAAUAGACACAAACAUAGAAACCCUCUUUAAGAAGCUGAAAAAGAAGAAGAAGAAAGAAGAAGAUGCCACUUACUACCAGGAGCUGGAAGACUUGCUGGAGAAAAGAAGCCGGUUUAAAUCGAUAUGUAAAGAGCUGCCAGAUGAGAUAGAGGAGAUAGAAGAGAGCACUCUAGGCCUAGAAAGCGUAGAGAACAUCCUGAACAAAGACGAGCUGGAAGUAGUGAAAGAUAUGCUCCCUAAGAUCUAUCUUGAUUCAUGGAAUAACUAG